Molecule: messenger RNA, 387 nt
Organism: Protopolystoma xenopodis
Lineage: Eukaryota; Metazoa; Platyhelminthes; Monogenea; Polystomatidea; Polystomatidae
Source: the annotation of a GenBank genome assembly
GCUGGUGGUAAAGCUGGAAAAGAUUCUGGUAAGGCGAAAGCCAAGGCGAUUUCCCGUUCGCACAGGGCAGGCUUACAGUUUCCCGUUGGUCGUAUCCACCGUCACUUAAAGACAAGGACUACUAGCCAUGGGCGCGUAGGCGCUACCGCUGCAGUGUACUCUGCUGCCAUUCUUGAAUACCUGACUGCUGAGGUCCUCGAACUUGCUGGCAAUGCCAGUAAAGACUUGAAGGUGAAGCGUAUCACACCAAGGCAUCUGCAACUAGCAAUUCGGGGGGAUGAGGAGCUUGACACCUUGAUUAAGGCAACAAUUGCGGGUGGUGGUGUGAUUCCUCAUAUCCACAAGUCACUCAUUGGCAAGAAGCUGCCUCCUACUAAACCAAUCUAG